AUGUUGCCUUUCAUCUUGAUUUGUGUCGUUUUAAUGAACACGAUUUGGUGUCAACCAAUAUAUUUCGUCAUGCCAACUCAAACAGCCCGCAGCUUUGACUCAGCAGAGGAUACUUUCUACCAGGAACCAGAAAUUGAAGGGAUUCAGUUCAUUGAAGACCCCGCCAAGCUAUUCCAACCCAAUGAUUUCUUUCGAGAAGUAAACAAAUUUGUUAUCGGCGUCCAAGAAUUCCUGCAGAAUCCGCCGACUUCCCUGUACAGUGCAUUCAACCAACUGCAGAGCAAUGCCAAAAAGAACCAUCAGAAACACCAGAAGCCCGUGAAAAAUAAAGUGGUUCUUGACCCCUUCGGUAACAUUUCAUUCACCCUGGGCUGGUCAGCCAACCUGGGAGUGUUCAAUAGCAUCAGUUUCAGCAAGAGUCGGAGUCUGGUUAAACACAAUAGCUGGACUAAGGGUUAA
Molecule: messenger RNA, 459 nt
Organism: Drosophila santomea
Lineage: Eukaryota; Metazoa; Arthropoda; Insecta; Diptera; Drosophilidae
Exons: 2
Coding region: 1-459 (152 amino acids)
Source: RefSeq, a predicted model, not a curated record